Messenger RNA from Prunus mume (Japanese apricot), 1397 nucleotides. Its product is annotated as Protein phosphatase 2C family protein. Gene Ontology annotation, biological process: protein dephosphorylation. NCBI's taxonomy places the organism in Eukaryota, Viridiplantae, Streptophyta, Magnoliopsida, Rosales, Rosaceae. The record is from RefSeq and is a predicted model, not a curated record. Gene Ontology annotation, molecular function: protein serine/threonine phosphatase activity.
AAAAGGAAAGAAAAAAGAAAAAAGAAAAAAAUUAAAAAAAGACAAGUCGCGGCGCGAACGCGUCUUUGAUUAAUGCAGAGAACGCGGCAUAGAAUUGGAAGAGAAAGGCUGGAAACAGAGAGGUCGUGUCAACACAAGCAUCAUCCUCAUCCUCAACUCUUCUUCACACUUCUCUCUCUCUCUAUCUCUCUCCUCCUCCUCUGUGACCUGAUUGUUGUUGUUUGUCCAUCUCUCUCUCUUUUUCUUUCGUGGCCACUGUGAAUUCCAUUUCCAUUUUCUGUUUCAAUUUUAAUUGAAUAGUUUUAUACGUAUAAGGCUCCACAACAAGACAGCCAUGACCGGCAGAGAAAUUCUCAAUAAGAUGAAGGAGAAAGUUUUAGGUCCAUCAGACCCCGACUCUGGAAAAGGAAAGAGCAAAAUGUCACACCAUAUAACACAUGGCUUCCACUUGGUAAAGGGAAAAUCCCAUCAUGCUAUGGAAGACUAUGUUGUUGCACAGUUUAAGCAAAUCGAUGACCAUGAGCUAGGACUAUUUGCAAUUUUUGAUGGCCAUUUGAGCCAUGAAAUUCCUGAAUACUUGCAGUCCAAUCUCUUUAACAAUAUCUUAACAGAGCCUGAUUUCUGGACAGAAACGGAGAAUGCAGUCAGGAGAGCAUAUUGUGUAACAGAUACUAACAUUCUGGAGAAGGCAGUUGAUUUGGGAAAAGGGGGUUCAACUGCAGUUACGGCCAUAUUAAUUGACUGCCAGAAGCUGGUGGUAGCCAAUGUUGGGGAUUCUCGAGCUAUUAUUUGCAACAAUGGUGUAGCAAAACAACUAUCUGUUGAUCAUGAGCCUAGCACAGAAAGAGAAGAAAUUGAGAACAGAGGUGGUUUCGUGUCAAACUUUCCAGGGGAUGUUCCACGGGUUGAUGGGCAGUUGGCGGUAGCAAGAGCGUUUGGUGACAAGAGCUUGAAGAAACAUCUCAGUUCUGAACCUCAUGUAAUGGUGGCUUUAAUAGAAGAGAAGACAGAGUUCAUUGUCUUGGCAAGUGAUGGACUAUGGAAGGUGAUGUCGAACCAAGAAGUUGCGGAUUCUAUCAAAGAUAUAAAGGAUGCCCGGGCCGCAGCGAAGCACCUUACAGAAGAGGCUGUGAAUAGGAAGAGCUCUGAUGAUAUUUCUUGUGUAGUUGUAAGAUUUCAGUGAAUGCAUAAGUUCUAUUUGGUAUGUAUUUUGUCUAAUUUUUAACUUGGUUUUCAAUGAUGUAUUAGAUAUGUUGUAUUCAUAAACAGCUAUGGCAUUGAAGUGUGCUUGACGUGUAUCUUGUGCCCCUUUCGUGUUAUAAUCCCUUCAUCAUUGUUUUGGAGAUUCGUACAUGCCACAACAAAAAUAGCCAAAAUUUAGCUAUGGAUGGACAAAA